This is a messenger RNA of Dama dama (fallow deer), 5176 nucleotides long. Its product is annotated as olfactory receptor 1361-like. Lineage: Eukaryota; Metazoa; Chordata; Mammalia; Artiodactyla; Cervidae. Gene Ontology annotation, biological process: G protein-coupled receptor signaling pathway. Gene Ontology annotation, molecular function: olfactory receptor activity; G protein-coupled receptor activity. The transcript has 3 exons. Gene Ontology annotation, cellular component: membrane. Bases 651 to 1589 code for a protein of 312 amino acids. The record is from RefSeq and is a predicted model, not a curated record.
UCAGAGGCUGCGUGGACCGGCUAGCCUUGCCCCGCCCCUUGCCGCUCCGCACCCAAAUGUUCCUGCCCAAUUAGAAAGGCGGGAGGCGGAGUCUCAGCUCUGCGCGGUCUCCUUGGGAAAGUGCGACCGAUUCUUUCACCGGAAGUACCGCGGGCUGGAACCUCCGGUGUGGAGUGGAUGUUCAGCGAUGUAGUAAGUGGUUCUGCCUUGACCCCAAAAUGCUGUAAAGAGGCCCUCUGGGGUUGGUGCCUGCCAAAUCUGGGCAACUGGCGGAUCCCAUGAUCCUUCCACAUGUCACCUAGUCCCGGUCCUGCUCUAUGUCUCUGGCGUUCCCGGUUAGGAUGUGGGUCACGAGGUGUUCAGGAUUCCUGUCUCCUGCUGCCAGAGCCCGAAACUGUAGGAAGUCAACGCCUGAGUUCCAAUCUGGAUGUCCUUUCAAAAGGCGAGGUGGACUGGGAAGCCAGCAUCGCAAAAACCAGUGUACCCUAUUGAGGAAAGCUGAGGUCAUGAACACUCUGCUCCUCACCUGCUCAGGACCUACCUAUCCUUCCAAGCCUUUCCAAACCUUGUAAUAAAGAGGAACCCUGGCCAGUUCCUCAGAGGUGAAGCACACUUGAUGGCAACAGCACAAGCUUCUCCAGUCCGGCCCCAUGGGAGAGGCGAACCAGUCGAGAGUCUCUGAGUUCCUCCUCCUGGGGCUCUCCAGGCAGCCCCAGCAGCAGCAGCUCCUCUUCCUGCUCUUCCUCACCAUGUACCUGGCCACGGUCCUGGGAAACCUGCUCAUCCUCCUGGCCAUCAGCGUGGACUCCCGCCUCCACGUCCCCAUGUACUUCUUCCUCUGCAACCUGUCCUUCGUGGACACCUGCUUCUCCUCCACCACUGUCCCCAAGGUGCUGGCCAACCACGUACUCGGGAGCCAGACCAUCUCUUUCUCUGGGUGUCUCACGCAGAUGUACUUUGUUUUCAUGUUCAUGGACAUAGACAAUUUCCUCCUGGCUGUGAUGGCCUAUGACCGAUUUGUGGCUGUAUGCCACCCCUUACACUACUCAGCGAAGAUGACCCCCCAGCUCUGUGCCCUGCUGGUCACUGGAUCAUGGGUCACUGCCAGUCUGGAUAUGCUCUUGCACACCCUGCUGAUGGCUCGACUCUCCUUUUGUGCAGACAAUGCCAUCCCCCACUUCUUCUGUGAUGUGACUCCUCUCCUCAAACUCUCCUGCUCUGACACACACCUCAAUGAGCUGAUGAUUCUAAUUGAAGCAGGGCCAAUAAUGAUCGCUCCAUUUAUUUGCAUCCUGGUAUCAUAUGUCCUUAUCACCUGUGCUGUCCUGAGAGUCCCAUCCGCAAAGGGGAGAUGGAAAGCCUUCUCCACCUGUGGCUCCCACCUGGCUGUGGUAUUCCUCUUCUAUAGCACCAUCAUAUUUCUGUAUUUCAACCCUUUGUCCUCCCACGCAGCUGAGACAGAUGUAGCAGCUGCUGUGAUGUUCUCUGUGGUGACGCCCAUGCUGAACCCCUUCAUCUACAGCCUGAGAAACCAGGACAUAAAAAAGGCUCUUGGAAAAGUGGUUGCUAUUAAAUUUUUUUCUGUUUAGUAAUCAAAUGGGCUAAGAAAAUCACAGAGGGAACUAAUUUCUAAGAAAUUUGUAUUCUUGUUUUUUUAUUAUGCAAAACUUAAAAUUUGUCUUUUAAUCUUGAUGUUAGAAACCUAUAUCCUGAUCUUCCACUUAUAUUUUUUAAUAGUCUUUCUAAGUUUCUGAAUAGUCUCCACAAAUUUUAUUUUCCUUUCCUUUUGUAUUUUCAUCAGGUUGCUCUAGCAAAAUAAACAUGCUAAUCACCCUGUUACUGAAUUAAAACAUAAAGUAAGUUUUACUAUUUAAAAGUACAACUUUAUAUUUUGAAAAUGAUUGCAGAAAAUAAAACAUUGAGAAAUAGAUGAAACUGGUUAAAACAUCACUGAGAAGGAUGCUCUCGAUUGUGAGGGACAAAGACAAAAAAUAGGGCAGUUCCCCUUAAUUUCACAGAGCUAAGAUGAUAUCUUUUAUGAAAAUGGACAGAAGUUGAAUCCAAGGCAAUUUUUGUUUAUAAUAAUGAUUUUUGUAUAUACUUUGUAAUUGUGUAUUGGUAUUUUUGCCUAAAGGGAUAAGUGGUAGCAUUUUCCAUUUUUAGUCUAUAUAUCCAAGAAUUAUUUGUAAUAAGAGGGACAAUACCUGUUCUUCCAAAGUCUGAAAGAAAUCCCCAACCUUUGCUCCAUGUAUUUUUGUGCUCUAUUAGAUAGUCAUAUUUAUCUGUUUUAUAUGUUUGUUUUAUCCUUUUAUCAUUAUAAGAUAUCCCUUUUAUCUAGAGUAACAUUUUGUCUAAUAUUGUAACCAUUCAGGUCUUCUGUGGUUUCUGUUUGCAUGACAUCUUUGCAACCUUCUUUGAAUUCAAUGUGUCUUUAAAUCCAGAGUGUGUACCCUGUAGACAACAUAUACUUUGAUCAUGUUUUUUAAUCCAGUUUAAUGAUCUCUGACUUUUGGUUGAAUUUUUAACCCACUCACUUUUUUUUUUUAUGGCUGUACUGGGAAGCAUGUGGGAUCUGUUUCCUGACUAGGGAUCGAACUCGUGCCACCUGCGUUGAAAGCACAGUUUUAAUCACUUGACUGCCAGCGAAGUCCUCCAUUCACUUUUAACACUAAUAUCUACCACUUAACUUUGUUUUCUUGUGCCUUUUUUGUCUUUCCUGCUCUUUUGCAUUUAUUCUGUAUUUUCUAAUGUAGCAUUUUAACACCAGUAAUUCUUUUUACUAUAUUUUUUGGGGUGUUUUUUUAGUGGUUGCUCCAGGUUUAACUGAUCAUCAGUGUCAGAUUUAUUUUAGCUUCAGUUUCAGUUCAGUCGCCCAGUCGUGUCCGACUCUUUGCGACCCCAUGAAUCGCAGCACGCCAGGCCUCCCUGUCCAUCACAAACUCCCGGAGUUUACUCAAACUCAUGCCCAUCAAGUCGGUGAUGCCAUCCAGCCAUCUCAUCCUCUGUCGUCCCCUUCUCCUCCUGCCCCCAAUCCCUCCCAGCAUCAGGGUCUUUUCCAAUGAGUCAACUCUUCACAUGAGGUGGCCAAAGUAUUGGAGUUUCAGCUUCAGCAUCAGUCCUUCCAAUGAACACCCAGGACUGAUCUCCUUUAGGAUGGACUGAUUGUAUCUCCUUGCAGUCCAAGGGACUCUCAAGAGUCUUCUCCAACACCACAGUUCAAAAGCAUCAAUUUUUCGGCACUCAGCUUUCCUCACAAUCCAACUCUCACAUCCAUACAUGACCACUGGAAAAACCAUAGCCUUGACCAGACGGACCUUUGUUGGCAAAGGAAUGUCUCUGCUUUUUAAUAUGCUAUCUAGGUUGGUCAUAACUUUCCUUCCAAGGAGUAAGCGUCUUUUAAUUUCAUGGCUGCAGUCACCAUCUGCAGUGAUUUUGGAGCCCAAAAAAAUAAAGUCUGACACUGUUUCCACUGUCUCCCCAUCUAUUUCCCAUGGAGUGAUGGGACCAGAUGCCAUGAUCUUAGUUUUCUGAAUGUUGAGCUUUAAGCCAACUUUUUGGCUCUCCUCUUUCACUUUCAUCAAGAGGCUCUUUAGUUCCUCUUCAGUUUCUGCCAUAAAGGUGGUGUCAUCUGCAUAUCUGAGGUUAUUGAUAUUUCUCCCGGCAAUCUUAAUUCCAGUUUGUGCUUCUUGCAGCCCAGCGUGUCUCAUGAUGUACUCUGCAUAUAAGUUAAAUAAGCAGGGUGACAAUAUACAGCCUUGAUGUACUCCUUUUCCUAUUUGGAACCAGUCUGUUGUUCCAUGUCCAGUUCUAACUGUUGCUUCCUGACCUGCACACAGGUUUCUCAAGAGGCAGGUCAGGUGGUCUGGUAUUCCCAUCUUCAGAAUUUUCCACAGUUUAUUGUGAUCCACACAGUCGAAGGCUUUGGCGUAGUCAAUAAAGCAGAAAUAGAUGUUUUUCUGGAACUCUCUUGCUUUUUCGAUGAUCCAGCAGAUAUUAGCAAUUUGAUCUCUGGUUCCUCUGCCUUUUCUAAAACCACCUUAAACAUCUGGAAGUUCUUGGUUCACGUAUUGCUGAAGCCUGGCUUGGAGAAUUUUGAGCAUUACUUUACUAGCAUGUGAGAUGAGUGCAAUUGUGCGGUAGUUUGAGCAUUCUUUGGGAUUGCCUUUCUUGGGGAUUGGAAUGAAAAUUGACCUUUUCCAGUCCUGUGGCCACUGCUGAGUUUUCCAAAUUUGCUGGCAUAUUGAGUACAGCACUUUCACAGAAUCAUCUUUCAGGAUUUGAAAUAGCUCAACUGGAAUUCCAUCACAUCUACUAGCUUUGUUCGUAGUGAUGCUCUCUAAGGCCCACUUGACUUCACAUUCCAGCAUGUCUGGCUCUAGGUGAGUGAUCACACCAUUGUGAUUAUCUGGGUCAUGAAGAUCUUUUUUGUACAGUUCUUCUGUGUAUUCUUGCCACCUCUUCUUAAUACCUUCUGCUUCUGUUAGGUCCAUACCAUUUCUGUCCUUUAUUGAGCCCAUUUUUGCAUGAAAUGUUCCCUUGGUAUCUCUAAUUUUCUUGAAGAGAUCUCUAGUCUUUCCCAUUCUAUUGUUUUUCUCUAUUUCUUUGCAUUGAUCGCUGACGAAGGCUUUCUUAUCUCUCCUGGCUAUUCUUUGGAACUCUGCAUUCAAAUGGGAGUAUCUUUCCCUUUCUCCUUUGCUUUUUGCUUCUCUUCUUUUCACAGCUAUUUGUAAGGCCUCCUCAGACAACCAUUUUGCCUUUUUGCAUUUCUUUUCCAUGGGGAUGGUCUUGAUCCCUGUCUCCUGUACAAUGUCAUGAACCUCCAUCCAUAGUUCAUCAGGCUCUCUAUCAGAUCUAGUCCCUUAAAUCUAUUUCUCACUUCCACUGUAUAUUCAUAAGGGAUUUGAUUUAGGUCAUACCUGAAUGGUCUAAUGGUUAUCCCUACUUUCUUCAGUUUAAGUCUGAAUUUGGCAAUACGGAGUUCAUGAUCUGAGCCACAGUCAGUUCCAGGUCUUGUUUUUGCUGACUGUAUAGAGCUUCUCCAUCUUUGGCUGCAAAGAUUUUGGCUGAUUUUCGGUGUUGGCCAUCUGGUGAUGUUUAUUCCUGUUAUAUACAAAAAUGCUUCUUCUAUAUGGUUUUAUUCCCUUUCCACAUUUUAAGCAUUGUUAUGUAUUAUUGG